AACCAGUGCCUGGAACAGAAAACUCAGCGGAAGAAGGAGAAGCAGAAAGGAAAGGAGGAGGAGACGAAGAAGAAGGAGAGCGGCCAGGAGCGGAGACGAAUUCCGAGCGAUCUGUGCACGCCCGCGAGGGAACGACUUGCGCAGGUCAGUCGCGAGGCCAUAUUGAUGUCGAUGGACGGGUGGAUGUUCAGUCUCCGCAGUCAAGGAAAGAAGCCGAGUACAGGAUCUCGCGUGGCGAGCGUCGCGCUGUCCGGACUCCUCCCUGCCGAUGCUGAUUCUGCUGUGCCGAGAUGUGAGAGAAUCGUCUUUCUCCUCCACCUAGUCACCGCCGCCGCCGCUGCUGUUGCUGUUGCUGUUGAGAUCGCCCCUAGAUCGACUUGCGUGUAGAGCGAGUGAGAGUGACGCGGUGGGGAGAUGGAGGUGGUGAUCAGAGACGCGCAGAGCCGGACAACGUUCAGACUGCUGGUCGUUUGAGGCGCAAUUGCCCGUUGGAGCUAAAUCUGAUUUAGGAAGAGGAAGGCAGAGGAGAGGCUUGGAACCUCCGAUGCUCGCAUGUUCUUGAACCUCCGUUUUCUUGCCUGAGAAAUCGGGGCCGUUUCAAGAUGGCGGAGUCUACGGACAAAACUGAUAGGCUGGACGGACUAGACAGUUUGGCAGCCAUCAGCAGCGAGGCUGUUGAUUUGGAACACAUUCCUAUUGAGGAGGUUUUUGAACAGCUACGAUGCACAAGAGAAGGACUUACUGAGGAGGAAGGGGAAAAUCGAAUCAAACUUUUUGGCAUGAACAAGUUGGAGGAGAAGACAGAAAACAAGAUUCUCAAAUUCCUGGGGUUUAUGUGGAAUCCUCUUUCAUGGGUGAUGGAAGCAGCUGCAAUUAUGGCCAUAGCUUUGGCUAAUGGAGGCGGACUACCCCCCGACUGGCAAGACUUUGUAGGUAUAGUGAUCUUACUGGUUAUAAAUUCGACAAUCAGCUUUAUUGAGGAGAACAAUGCCGGAAAUGCGGCGGCUGCUUUGAUGGCUAGGCUCGCUCCUAAGACGAAGGUUUUACGAGAUGGACGUUGGGGAGAGCAGGACGCUCAAGUUUUGGUUCCUGGUGACAUCAUCAGCAUCAAGCUGGGAGAUAUCGUCCCAGCAGACGCACGUCUUCUUGAAGGAGAUCCUUUAAAAAUUGAUCAGUCUGCUUUGACUGGAGAGUCUCUCCCAGUGACGAGGAAACCUGGAGAUGAGGUAUUUUCAGGAUCGACUUGCAAGCAAGGAGAAAUUGAAGCUGUGGUUAUAGCCACUGGAGUGCACACUUUUUUUGGCAAGGCAGCUCAUCUUGUGGACAGUACAAACCAAGUUGGUCAUUUUCAAAAGGUUCUCACAGCCAUUGGAAAUUUUUGUAUUGUUUCGAUCGCAAUUGGCAUGUUGGUUGAGAUCGUUGUCAUGUACGCCAUUCAGAAAAGACCAUAUCGACAGGGAAUUAACAACCUGCUGGUCCUGCUCAUUGGUGGUAUCCCUAUUGCUAUGCCAACAGUGCUGUCAGUGACCAUGGCCAUUGGAUCGCAUAGACUGUCUCAGCAGGGUGCUAUCACAAAGCGUAUGACUGCUAUCGAGGAGAUGGCGGGGAUGGACGUUCUUUGCAGUGAUAAGACCGGAACCUUAACUCUGAACAAGUUAACUGUCGACAAAAACUUGAUUGAGACUUUCGGAAGGGGUAUCGACAAGGAUAUGGUAGUCUUAUUGGCUGCGAGGGCAUCCAGAAUUGAAAAUCAAGAUGCCAUUGAUGCUGCUAUCGUGGGAAUAUUAGCAGACCCUAAGGAGGCUCGUGCAGAUAUUACAGAAGUUCACUUCCUCCCUUUCAAUCCUGUGGAUAAACGAACAGCUCUUACGUACAUUGACGCUGAUGGAAACUGGCAUCGUGCUAGCAAAGGGGCACCAGAACAGAUUUUGGAACUUGCCCAUGAUAAGAAUAUAAUCGCCGCGAGAGUGCAUUCCGUCAUAGAUAAAUUUGCAGAGCGAGGCCUUCGGUCGCUUGCCGUAGCGAGACAGGAACUGCCUGAGAAAACCAAGGAGAGUGUUGGAGGUCCAUGGGUUUUUUGUGGCAUAAUGCCUCUUUUCGACCCUCCUCGUCAUGACAGCGCUGAAACCAUUCGUCGUGCUCUGAACCUCGGUGUCAAUGUCAAAAUGAUUACCGGUGAUCAGUUGGCCAUUGCUAAAGAGACAGGGCGACGGUUGGGUAUGGGAACCAACAUGUAUCCAUCUUCUUCGUUACUCGGAAAGAACAAGGAUGAGUCUAUCGCAGAGCUUCCUGUUGAUGAGCUAAUCGAGAAGGCAGAUGGUUUUGCUGGUGUUUUUCCAGAGCAUAAGUACGAAAUUGUAAAACGGCUGCAAGCGAAGAAACACAUAUGCGGAAUGACAGGAGAUGGAGUUAAUGACGCCCCCGCACUUAAGAAAGCCGACAUUGGGAUUGCAGUGGCUGACGCCACUGAUGCUGCGCGAAGUGCAUCCGACAUUGUGCUCACAGAACCAGGUCUUAGUGUCAUCGUCAGUGCGGUGCUGACCAGCCGAGCAAUUUUUCAGAGGAUGAAGAAUUACACUAUUUAUGCCGUGUCCAUCACUAUUCGGAUUGUGCUGGGAUUUUUGCUAAUCGCUUUGAUAUGGAAGUUUGACUUCUCCCCAUUCAUGGUUCUCGUUAUCGCUAUUCUCAACGAUGGUACGAUAAUGACCAUCUCAAAAGAUCGAGUGAAGCCAUCACCUCUGCCAGACAGCUGGAAAUUGAGAGAAAUCUUUGCGACAGGGAUUGUAAUGGGCACAUAUCUUGCUGUGAUGACUGUACUAUUCUUCUGGGCUAUCCAUACAACUAACUUUUUCCCGGAUACAUUCCACGUAGCGAACAUCAGAGACAGCAAUAGCAGAAUGACGGCAGCUGUGUAUUUACAAGUCAGCAUUGUCAGUCAAGCUCUGAUAUUCGUUACACGUUCUCGAAGCUGGUCAUUUCUCGAGCGACCGGGGUCGCUGCUCUUGUUUGCAUUCGCUUUAGCCCAAUUGGUUGCAACAUUUAUCGCCGUGUAUGCCAACUGGGGCUUUGCCAACAUAAGAGGCAUCGGAUGGGGAUGGGCCGGUGUUAUUUGGCUGUAUAGCAUCGUGUUCUACAUUCCGUUGGAUUUUAUAAAGUUCGCAAUUCGUUACAUCAACAGCGGGAGAGCUUGGGAUCUGGUGUUUGAACAGAAGACGGCAUUUACUAGGCAUAAAGAUUUCGGGAAGGAGAAGCGGGAAGCGCAAUGGGCACAUGCCCAACGCACUCUGCAUGGCUUACACCCUCCGACUUCUGAUAUUGGAUCGCCAAAAAUUGAUGGUGGCGGCGGUGGUGCUGAUAGAGGCGGAGAUAUGGCAGAGCAGGCAAAACGUCGUGCUGAAAUUGCCAGACUGCGGGAGUUGAACACUCUUAAGGGGCAUGUUGAAUCCGUGGUAAGACUGAAGGGUCUGGACGUCAAUACUAUAAAGUCUUCUUACACGGUAUGAGAUCGUGAACUCCUAUUUGACAAAUAUACCAUGUUAAGAGGUGGGGUUAUAUGAGAUGCUGGAGUGCGACGAUUCACAUAAGCCUUGCAAUAAAGCCGGGCUUCUUACAGCCGCCUGUGUGGAAGGUGUCGCCCAUUCAAUGUACAUGAAGAUUGUCCACUCAGGUGACGUGAAUAGGUGAGGAAGAGAAUUUUCUGAAAGACACCAAUUUCGGGAGUAUGAACAUUUGGGCGACUUUUAAGAUAAAAGAUCCAGAAACUUACGUGAGAGGUAGACAAUGAUCGACUGACGUAUACGCCAGUCUGAGUUGAAAGGCACUCCGAGUGUAGAGUUAUUGCUGAAAUUCCGCAGCAAGAAGUUGUACUUGAAUUUGAGAGUAUUAUCCCGGACUGGCUUCUCAUAGAUAUUUUUGCACCCCACCCCGUCAUAACAGUCUUGACAUCGUCUCAACGUCAUGAAGAGAGAGCGCUGAAGGAAUAAUGUACAUCAGUUGGAUGGUAUGUAAAAAUUUCGUGUUAGUAGAUAUAUCCAUGAAAACAAUUGUCU
This is a messenger RNA of Marchantia polymorpha subsp. ruderalis, 4049 nucleotides long. NCBI's taxonomy places the organism in Eukaryota, Viridiplantae, Streptophyta, Marchantiopsida, Marchantiales, Marchantiaceae. The record is from the annotation of a GenBank genome assembly.